Molecule: messenger RNA, 1037 nt
Organism: Vigna umbellata (rice bean)
Lineage: Eukaryota; Viridiplantae; Streptophyta; Magnoliopsida; Fabales; Fabaceae
Source: RefSeq, a predicted model, not a curated record
CCAUUACUAUAUAAAAUUGACCCCCCCACACAAACUUCUCAUUCAUCAUUCUCCACAACAACUCCAUUCAUUCGUCAAAACACAACAACUUCUCUUUCCUUUCUUUCACCUAUGUGUUCAAUGAUAAGCGCGCAAGGUGUGGCGGUCGCCACCGCCAUGGCCGUCUCCGGCACAGUCAUCCUCCUCGCUCUCCGCCUGCAGAAAUCUUUUCCACCUCCCCAGUUCGCCCUUCACCAAAUCCCUCCUUCUUCGCCGCCGGUUCUGCGAUCUUGCAUAUCCAACGCUGGGAAGAAGAGCAAGAAGAAGAUGAAACGCGUGCACUUCGCGGAGGACGUGGUUGAGUCCUGCAGAGACGGACAAGAGUUCAGGAACCGAAUCUCAAGAUCGAAGAAGGUUCAGAAGAGUUUCAGCGAGGAAAUGAAGAAUGGAGAAAUGCCCACGAACAGGGUAGCUCUGUAUAAUGGAAUUCUUAGGGAUCGGGUGGCCCAGCGAUUGGCCUACUCUUGUUGAUUUUGGUUUUUCGGUGACUCAAGAGUGAAUAUUCUGUGAUUAUGCUUCUCUCUUUCCUUUUUUUAUAACAACUAGUAUAGAAGCUGCUGGGGGAGGGUCCACCACAAACCCUCACGGUUGCUCUCAUCGACGAGGUGAUUGGAUACAGGGUUUAGUGCCUUGUGAAUCGUGAAGAGGAUUUUAUUCAUACUUUUGGAUAAUCUUCUUCUACCCCCUCUCCACAUUAAUUUCUGCUCAACACAUCCAUUUCUCCGCAGAUUCAAGUAAUUUUUCUUGUAUAUAUACAACUACUUUUUCUCCGCAGAACAAUUAUUUUCUGUUCUCUUUGAAUGUAAAGAAAGAACUGUGUGGUUUUUAUUGAUGGAGGCUCCUAACAUGGAUGCAGUUGCUUGUAACUUUCUGUUCUUCUUUCAUAUUUCUGCCGCGCGUGGGAUAAUUUUACAAAAUGUUGUGCUUUUUAUUCGUCAAGAAUCUUGACUCAAGAUAUUAUGACUUCUUUUAAAUUAUGUAUAGUUACUACAGUAUGA